AUGAUCGGAUUUGCUCAAGUCAUUGCAGGAGCAAUUUUAAUAGCAUUGGGUCUUGUUAAUAUAGGCGGAGCUGUACUUAGUGAAGCCAUUUAUGAUAUGAUUUAUGCUAUUAUGGCAGAUCUAUCAGAAACAUUAGCAUCUGCAGGAAAUACUGCUGCGAAAUUAGGAUCAGUAUCUAGAACAGCAAUGAUGACGAAAUUAGUUGAAAAAACAGCAGGUCAAUAUGCAACUACCUGUUUAACGAAUAUUAUAACAGAGAAUAUUAUGGAAGAAAUUCAAGAAGGUGUCAUAUAA
Messenger RNA from Rotaria sp. Silwood1, 294 nucleotides. The record is from the annotation of a GenBank genome assembly. NCBI's taxonomy places the organism in Eukaryota, Metazoa, Rotifera, Eurotatoria, Philodinida, Philodinidae.